This is a messenger RNA of Morchella importuna, 2052 nucleotides long. RefSeq lists its product as uncharacterized. Bases 1 to 2052 code for a protein of 683 amino acids. The record is from RefSeq and is a predicted model, not a curated record. NCBI's taxonomy places the organism in Eukaryota, Fungi, Ascomycota, Pezizomycetes, Pezizales, Morchellaceae. The transcript has a single exon.
AUGUCAGACCCCGUAUAUUCGAUGUUCCUCAAGAUGGCCUCAUCUGACAUAAUGUUUGAAGCAUACAGCAUCAUGCCAGGUCCUCCACAUAACCCUGGCACUCCACAGCUUGCUCCAAAUGCUGCCAUAACCAGUCACCUGCCUCACAAGCGCUCCGAUGAUAGCGGCCAGCCGCCGGCCAAGAGGCCUUGUAUCCCCUUCACGGUUGGGUCAGCUACGGGAGUCCCUAUCGGUAUUGGUGUGGCGGCUACGACUCCUGCUAUGAUGGACCAGAAUCAUCACAUAGCUACUCCGACUGUGUCAAGAGGGCAGGUUCCCAAUUAUAGUAGCACAACAGUUACAGCUCCUGCUAUGAGGGAAGAGAAUUAUCAAAUCACAUCCCCGGCUGUGUCAGCAGGGCACGUUCCCAAUGGUAGUGGCAAAAUAUCCACGGCUCCUGCUACGACGGAACGGAGUCAUUGCAUAGUCUACACAGCUGUCUCAGCAGGGCGAGUACCCAGUAGUUGUGGCAGGUUAGCUGUGGCUCCUACUGCUAAGAACCAGAGUCCUCCAAUGGCCCCCACGGCGGCUGUGCCAGCAGGACGAGCCCCCAACGGCGGUGACAGUUCAGUCGCGGCCGUUGCUAUGAAGAAGAUUGUAGUUUACACCACGGAGUCAGUAGGGAACUUCAUCAACGGCAGUGCCAACUCAGCCAUAACCCCUGUGACGCAGAAAGAAAACACAGCACCUACUAUUCGAUGUGCCCCUGUGGAAAGCCCUGCCCCUAACAGUCUUUCCGCCGCUCUAAGUGCCAGCGGCAAAGCGCCUACUCCCCGGGGGGUGGCCCCACCUAGGAACGCUGCUCCGACGCUGAAGACGUUCCCCCCCUCUGGCACAGCCGGUGGUAAAGCACUUGUUGAAACGCCCAUCAAACGAGAGAGUGUUGUGCACACCUCUGGUAUGCGGCCGGAGAUGAAUGUAGGCAGUAAUAAGGCUGCCAUAUCUAUAAACCGAGGUCUGCAAUACAAUUACACGCCUUGCACCUCGGAGGAGAUGGAGAAGGCAAUGGAACCUCUUCGGCCUGUCGUUACUGUCAGCGACGCUUGGAUGCUGGAAGCCUUUCCAUCAAUGCAAUCUCGUCCCCCUGCUCAUUUUCGCGGGGAGCGAUCCGACACCAUACGCAGUGCGGCAAGAGCUACGAAUAAUAUCGCACCGUUUAGUGCACCUGAUCCCGGCUUUUAUAGUUCCACAAGCCAGAUAGCGAACGGCCCCAUUAACAGUGCCCCCUCACUGCCUGAGGGAGUGAAUACCGCCCCCUAUGAUUCCAUAUGUCAGGCAGUGAACGGCACCACUAACACUACCCCCUCACCGCCUGUGGCAAUCGAUACCGCCUUUAUUGGCUCUAUAUCCCGAAUAGCAAAGGCCGCAAGUAACAGUGCACCCUUCAUACCUCCGGCGCAGACUGCAGCCACUACCCUCAGGCACCAGCAAGCAGACGCGGCGAGUCAGACACCCCACUCUCUAGAGACUGGCUCCACACCUAUUGUCACCAGACCUCAUACAGCAAACGCCGCGAACAACACUUCUCCGCCGCCCCCUGAUCCAGCAGCAAGCGCUAUCACAACAUCUUUGACGGUAGAUGCCGCCGCAAACACCACCUCUCCGCCUACAUGCACUAGUGCAACCAUUAGUACCCAGACCCCUACACUUCAGACAUCAAACGCCGCCACCAAUACCGCCGCCGUCACAAUAAUUGAGAUCGAAGGACAUGUAUACAAUGUACCCGCCGACCCAGUGCAGUUCUUCCAUGUCAUGCGGCGGGAGAUUCUGGCCUCGUAUAGGGCCUUGAUGGAUAAGUCGGGGACGCUGCGGGAUUUUCAUAUGGUUUGGAGUAGCGCGAAGAAGAGAGCACCGGAGGAGAUAGAGGGGGGGGAGUUGGAAGAGGUGAUAGUGAUGGGUGAGAGAAAGGUGAGCAAGAGACGGAGGGUGGAGGUUGGCACUGGGAAUGAGAAGUGUGGGGGUGGGGUUAGUGGAAGUGGUCGGGAUGAGGACUUUUGUGCGCCGAAGGAUUAG